Podospora pseudocomata is the source of this 744-nucleotide messenger RNA. RefSeq lists its product as uncharacterized. NCBI's taxonomy places the organism in Eukaryota, Fungi, Ascomycota, Sordariomycetes, Sordariales, Podosporaceae. The record is from RefSeq and is a predicted model, not a curated record. The transcript has 2 exons. Bases 1 to 84 code for a protein of 27 amino acids.
AUGUCGUAUAUCAGCUGCCUCCACACGCAGUGGAAGCAUCAGAACAACACCAUCAAGACUCUCAACCUGGAGAUUAACCCGUAGAUGUAUUGGUCAUUCGCAAUCUCGUGGACGGCCUCAAAAGCCUAUCUAUAGCUUGUCAUAAGCUGCCCUAAUAUCUCGCUCGGGCGUGUGGCAGGACACUCUCGCCACCACGAGACUCCAACCAAACAGAGACACUGAUCUCAACGUCCUUGAACACAAGUCCAUUGAUAACUAUACGGUCCAUACCUACCGGAUCGUCAGUUCCCCUUCUAGCUACGCUUAUAUCUGCAACAAUCGUUAUUCACCCAAGAAAUUGCAGACCGGAAUAUCGAGUUCAUUUCAUACCUUGCUUUGCCGCGAACACGCGAUACUUGUAUCGUUUUGGCUUGUUGGACGUGGCACGAGCAGGCGAUGUUGAUGGUGUGCAUCCCUGGUGUAGGUCCACGAGCAAGCGCUGCUGAUGCUGAGAGCAGCGUCGUUUGUGGCCGUGCCUUUUAUCUUAAGCUAGGAUGAAGAUAGAGAUCAGAAACAUAGGUAUAUGGAUAGUGGGCAGGUUGGAAAAGAGACUCCAGAGCUGUGAAAACCUAAACUAUUAUUACAAGUACAUCAUACACCACCCAAGGCCUGUUCCAUUAUCUCCAAGCCCCACUACCAUCAGCGAGCUGUCAUCUUCUUGAUUCCCUCUUCCAUCAGGUCAACAGGUUCCUGAUCAAACCCCGG